Molecule: messenger RNA, 2137 nt
Organism: Myxocyprinus asiaticus (Chinese sucker)
Lineage: Eukaryota; Metazoa; Chordata; Actinopteri; Cypriniformes; Catostomidae
Product: derlin-2
Exons: 7
Coding region: 53-772 (239 amino acids)
Biological process (GO): endoplasmic reticulum unfolded protein response
Cellular component (GO): endoplasmic reticulum membrane; Hrd1p ubiquitin ligase ERAD-L complex
Molecular function (GO): misfolded protein binding; ubiquitin-specific protease binding
Source: RefSeq, a predicted model, not a curated record
GUGAUGAUGUGUCAGGAAGGUGACGGAAGCACCGUUGUCGCUCAAACAAAAAAUGGCUUACCAGACUGUCCGACAGGAAUAUUUACAGAUUCCAGUGGUCACUAGAGCUUAUACCACCGCCUGUGUACUCACGACAGCCGCCGUGCAAUUAGAACUCAUCACACCUUUCCAACUGUACUUCAACCCUGAUUUAAUACUAAAAAAUUAUCAGGUAUGGCGGCUAAUAACCAACUUUUUGUUUUUUGGUCCAGUGGGUUUCAACUUCUUAUUCAACAUGAUAUUUUUGUACCGGUACUGUCGGAUGCUGGAGGAGGGCUCCUUCAGAGGCAGAACUGCUGAUUUUGUCUUUAUGUUCCUCUUCGGUGGCGUUCUCAUGACUAUAUUUGGCAUGUUUGUCAAUCUUGUAUUCUUAGGUCAGGCUUUCACCAUUAUGCUGGUGUACAUCUGGAGCAGACGAAACCCAAACGUGCGCAUGAAUUUUUUCGGCCUUUUGAAUUUCCAGGCGCCCUUCCUGCCGUGGGUGCUCAUGGGAUUCUCUCUGCUGCUGGGAAACUCCAUCAUUGUUGAUCUUUUAGGCAUUGUCGUAGGACACGUGUACUUCUUUCUGGAGGAUGUGUUUCCCAACCAACCAGGUGGUGGCAGAUGGCUGAGGACUCCCUCCAUUCUAAAAAUGCUCUUUGACACACCAGAGGAAGAUGCCAACUACAACCCUCUCCCUGAGGAGCGCCCAGGAGGCUUUGCCUGGGGUGAGGGUCAGAGACUCGGAGGCUAGUCUCAACACUCUGGUGCCUGUUACCUCAUGGACAUCUCUGAGAGCAAGGACAAACUUGUUUCUCUUGUGCUGUACUAAAGUACAGGAGCUCCACUCAUUGAACUGAAGGGAGACUUGCAGUUUGUGUGCACGGAAAUCAUAUGCCUCAAAAUAGUAGCAAGACACAUACUGCUUCUCUGACUGUGGAUUUAACAAAGUAAGGAACUGACUUUUGAUAUGUUGCUGUUGCCAUUUUUGUCCUGCGCAACAGUGAUUCCAAAUGGAGCAGCCGUGAAAGGAAAAAUAUCUAUUGAUUAUCACCAGGACAGGUGUGAUUUUACUUUUUCUUGAUUUUUUUUUUUUUUUUUUUUUUUUUUUGGAGAAUAAAUGUAUGUUAAAAACUGUUUUUAGUGCUGAUUUUUUUAAAAAAAAAAUUUUUAAGUAUUUUAUUUACUUUGUGUCCACAAACAAACAUACAGCGAUCAGCCACAACAUUAAAACCACCUGCCUAAUAUUAUGUAGGUUCCAACCAACGCCAGCCCGCUUCUCAGAAUAGCAUUUUGAGAUUAUAUUCUCCUCACCACAAUUGUACAGACGGGCUGGUUUGAGUAUUUCUGUAACUGCUGAUCUCUUGGGAUUUUCACACACAACAGUCUCUAGAAUUUACUCCGAAUGGUGCAAAAAACAUCCAGUGAGUGGCAGUUCUGUGGAUGAAAACACCUUGUUGAUGAGAGAGGUCAACAGAGAAUGGCCAGACUGGUUCAAACUGACAAAGUCUACGGUAACUCAGAUAACCACUCUGUACAGUUGUGGUGAGAAGAAUAUCAUCUCAGAAUGCUAUUCUGAGAUGCGGGUUGGUGCUGUUUUGGUGGCACGAGGGGGACCUACACAAUAUUAGGCAGGUGGGUUUUAAUGUUGUGGCUGAUCAGUGUACUGUACAUUGCUCAAGUAUAAGGCAAAGCACUGUAGUACAUGAAAAUUAUCAGUGCAAAUGAUUUUUUCUUAAUAUACACAUCAGGAUCCAGGAAUAAGAUGCUGCUCUUGAUCUUACAGUGUCUGACAAACAUCUUUUGAACUUACACAAUCAUCUUCCAAUAACAGUUCUUAUGAUACUAAUUUCAACAGAAAAUUAUAUUUUCAGAUGACGUUUUCAAAAGGCAUAUUGCAGUUCUAACAGAGGGAAGUGAAAGAAUGAUUUACUUCAAUGACAGUAAACAUGCCUGUAUAAGGUUAUGUAUAUUAAUAUAUAGUUAUAGCUCAACUUGCUGUGAUAGUGGAAACCAAAUGGGUUAUAUACUGUAUAUAAUUCAAGUGCUAAAUACUGUCAGCGGUCAGAGGUUAGUCCAUGGCAUUGUUCAUUCCAAUCAGAUUUCUGUGUUCACUCAA